AUGAGUGAGCAGUCUCACACGCUUAAUAGGUGCCAGAACAUGUUUUCUUUUUCGGUGCUGCUUCUCCUCUGCGUGUUGCUGAUAUGUUGCGACAGUACGGCUGUGCACGCUCAGGGGAAUGAACAAAAGGUGGCGCAGCUUCAAAGGGGUGUCGAUCUUUUUGUGCCGCAUCAAACGGUUGUGGAAACACAAGGUGAAAAUCAAAAGAGGGAUUCCUUUUUUUCCCCUUCCCUUGCCAGUGCUGGCGGAGUGUUGGUUGCACUUGCUGAGGGUCACACCGACUUCCGAGGCCCCGGUGAAGAAUAUCCUUCAGCCUAUGACGCUGAUGUUGUGGCGGGGUACGUUGACUCUGCGGAGAACUGGUCGUCUUUUGUCGCUAAGGUCCGUGCAAACAAAUGGAAGGCGUACAACAUCUUUAACACGACCACGCAAGAGGAGCAUAACGACCGUCUGAGAUAUGCGCCCCGACCUACAACAAUUACAAAGGGCAACAAGGUUUUUCUACUUGUGGGGGGCUAUCAUCAGAAGUAUGAUCCUUCAUCGAGGGAGUGGAUUGCAUCCUCACAGGGUCUUGAUUUGUUCGUGGGUGAGGCCACGCAAGAUAAAGUCAUUCAAUGGGGCAAAUCCACCUCGCUUGUACCACAAAUCGAACCAUCUGCUAAACAACGUGGCCUGGACCGGUUUGUUGGUGGUGGUGGCUCGGGCGUUGUGAUGGAGGAUGACACGUUUGUGUUUCCUGUGACGGCGAGAAGGACAAGAGACAACAAAACUGUCUCCACGAUCAUUUAUUCGAAGGACGACGGCAAAAAUUGGUUGCUUUCACAGGGGAUGCUCCUUGUGGGGUGCACUAACCCCCUCAUCGUUGAGUGGGAGCAGGGGCAGCUUGUCAUCGUUGCCCAAUGUAAUUCUUUCUUAAGGGUGCUCGUGUCGAGGGACAUGGGGGCAACGUGGACGGAGCCCGUCAGGACACUCACACGCGUGCAUCCCAGGUUUUUACCAAACGCUUGGCGAACAUCUGAUAGAGUGUGGUCCCUCACCACUGCGACCAUUGCUGGAAAGAAGGUUAUGCUGUACACUCAGCAAGGGAUUCCCCCUGGGGACACGUUGCAAGCCACCGCCCUCUACCUUUGGGUC
Molecule: messenger RNA, 1134 nt
Organism: Trypanosoma rangeli
Lineage: Eukaryota; Euglenozoa; Kinetoplastea; Trypanosomatida; Trypanosomatidae
Product: trans-sialidase
Exons: 1
Biological process (GO): ganglioside catabolic process; oligosaccharide catabolic process
Cellular component (GO): intracellular membrane-bounded organelle; cytoplasm; membrane
Molecular function (GO): exo-alpha-sialidase activity
Source: RefSeq, a predicted model, not a curated record